This is a messenger RNA of Bemisia tabaci, 1767 nucleotides long. RefSeq lists its product as uncharacterized. Lineage: Eukaryota; Metazoa; Arthropoda; Insecta; Hemiptera; Aleyrodidae. Gene Ontology annotation, cellular component: synapse. Gene Ontology annotation, molecular function: small GTPase binding. The record is from RefSeq and is a predicted model, not a curated record. Gene Ontology annotation, biological process: exocytosis; regulation of calcium ion-dependent exocytosis; spontaneous neurotransmitter secretion.
CUGAGUCUCACCAGUUGACAGUUCAGUUCCCUAUGCAACAGGCUGUCCCGAGCCAUCUUGUUCUCCACGAAUACAUUUAGAAACUCCCUCGCCGCGGGCUCUCGAUACUCCCAACCCCCCAACCAGCCCCCCUCCCGUAGUCUCGGGCUACGAGUUGCCAACGCCGCACGCAAACAUUCUCCCUCAUGGACUGCCCGUCUCCCGAACCCUACAAUAUGGUGACGAUUAUAACAGCACGCGUCUUCGUUUAACAGGUUGCCACUCUCCCAGCCCCUCUGUCGCAGGGAUGCUCGUCGUGUCGUGUGAGUGGAGCUUGAAAGUGCGCUACAAAUAAAUUAAAAUGAGGCCGAUUGACCGGGGAAGUUGCAAGUGACGAAAAUCGAUCCCAGUCUAGGAAAAAUGUGAUACAGUGUUUGUGAGUGGAAGGACAGUUUCAAAGCCAUCUGUGUUUUUUUGGGAAAAAUCAAGGAUGGUUGAUCUGGGAACUGAUUUGAAUUCUGACUGGAUCUGCCCCAAUAACAGGCAGCUUGCUUUACGUGCAAAGCUUCAAAUUGGCUGGUCGAUGAAGAACCAACAGUUACGACAGCACGGCACCAAGUGGAAACCGCUUGACGAAAACGAGCAACAAAUUAUUGCCAAUGUUGUUCAGAGGGCCGAAGCUCUUGAAAACGUCGAGCAAGAACGCAUUGGACGACUUGUUGAGCGGCUAGAAAACAUGAAGCGGAAUAUGAUGGGCACCGGCGACAAUCAAUGCAUUCUGUGUGGCGAUCGUUUUGGCCUUCUGGGAUCAACUUGUACAAUUUGUUAUGACUGCCGUAAGGCCGUCUGCCCAAAAUGUAGUAUUGAAACCUCCUCAUCUCGAAAAUCCUCCGUAUGGUUGUGUAAAAUAUGUGCUGAAACGAGAGAAAUCUGGAAAAAAUCUGGAGCUUGGUUCUACAAGGGUAUUCCCAAGUAUGUCAUUCCUCCAAAGAAGAAUAAUGAUAGCAAAUACGCUUUCAAAAGACGCAUCAUAGACACGGGAGUGAUAGACAAGAAUCUGUGUACAAAGCCCUCCGUGCCGUCCAGUUUUCUAAAGGUCAUGGAAGAGAGGGAGAGAGAAAAGGAGAAAUCCCAAGAAUAUACCGAGCUCGUCACGCCAGAGAGGAACAGCCCGGAAGGUCAAGGAAGGUCUAUGAAUAGCUGGAAGCAAGACAGAGGCGCAAGUUCUAAAGCCCAAGAAAGGGCCAGCGGGUCAAACACCCAAGACAUUAGCGGUUUCCCAAAAUCACGAGAACGUAGUAGUAGUUUCAAAGCCCAAGAGAGGAAUUAUAAUUUAAAAACUCAAGAGCGUAAUUAUAAUUUAAAAACUCAAGAGCGUAAUUGUUUCAAGGUGCAAGACUGGAAUACUCCUAUCGAAGCCAAAACUACUGACUUGCGUUCCAAGUUUGAGGAUAGCCUUACUUUGCACUCGAAGUGAGUUUUUUGUACACGUCAAUAUUUUUUGUAUUCAUUCCGUCGCGUAUCGUUAUAUAGUCCUGUCAUUUGAUGUGAGUGCUAAUUUUCUCUUGUUUCUAUAGAUAGUUUCUUCGUUGACUGUAUAAUGUCAAUAGAAUUAUGAAAAUCAAGACUGGUGGGCUUUUUUCUGUCCACUUCAAAAAUUUUUUUAUGGAUAAAUUAUUGAUUUUUAGAUCAUGAUAAUCAUAUUAUUUUUACUUUCAAGUAGCAUGAUACGUUCAGCUGUUAAAUGUAUGAUAACUUAUGUAAUAAAAAAAAUUUAUUUUUAUUUUA